Lineus longissimus is the source of this 1484-nucleotide messenger RNA. RefSeq names its product zinc finger protein 330 homolog. The record is from RefSeq and is a predicted model, not a curated record. Bases 65 to 1030 code for a protein of 321 amino acids. The transcript is spliced from 7 exons. Gene Ontology annotation, cellular component: nucleus. Lineage: Eukaryota; Metazoa; Nemertea; Pilidiophora; Heteronemertea; Lineidae. Gene Ontology annotation, molecular function: zinc ion binding.
UGUAACAAAUCGCGGGUCAAGGUCGUGACAGGUGCUCGCAAAAUUUUCACAAAACCAUCUAAAAAUGCCGAAGAAAAAGACAGGUCAGCGAAAAAAGGCGGAAAAGCAAAGGCGAAGACAAAAAGAAAUCCAAAAUUCGGGUUCAAAUCGGGCAUUGGUUGAGAAGGCGUGCAAUCUCGUGAUGGAAUGUGAUUCAUGCAAAAGGCGGCAAAAGAAUCGAGCCUUCUGCUACUUCUGCCAUAGUUUACAAAGGCUACCCGCCUGUGGUGAAUGUGGGAAAACAAAGUGCAUGAUGAAAAGUGGUGAUUGCAUUGUUAGACAUCCUGGAAAUUUCACCACUGGUAUGGCAAUGGUUGGUGCUGUCUGUGAUUUUUGUGAAGCCUGGGUGUGUCAUGGGAAAAAGUGCCUUUCUGUCCAUGCCUGUACCUGCCCCCUAGCCGAUGCUGUCUGUGUUGAGUGCAACCGAACUGUCUGGGACCACGGAGGCAGAAUCUUCCAGUGCUCGUUUUGCCAGGGUUACCUCUGUGAUGAUGACCAGUUUGAACAUCAGGCCAUGUGUCAAAUUGUUGAGGCAGAGACACUUAAGUGUCUGUCUUGUAAUCGCCUUGGCCAGUGGUCAUGUAUGAAGUGCAAGACUAACUUUUGUGAUGACCAUGUCAAGAGAAAGGGCUUCAAAUAUUCAAAGGGUGUGCCCAUUCCCUGUCCCAAAUGUGGUCACGAGACAACUGAAUCUAACCAGCUGAGUUUAUCAACCCGUAAUCAUAAGUAUGGUCGUCAGACGGAGGAGGACAAUGAAAGUGCAUGGGGCUAUUCUGGUUAUGAUGGAGGAGACAGCACAUUCACUGGGUAUGGUGGUGUGUCCUUUGGUGGAGGAAGGGCUGCCCAGCGUUCAGACGAUGAUGAUGAUGAAGAUGAUGAAGAUUACGAUGAUGAUGACGAUGAUGAUGAUGAUGAGAGUGAGGAAGAGAGUGAAGAAGAAGAAGCAGACGUCAAGAACAUAAAGGAGAAAACUGAGGGGCUUACGAUAUGAGGAUAUUUGUAGGAACUGUCAUUGAAUCUAUUCUUAAAACUGUGUCUAUGGAACUAACUUCAACGGAAAAUAUAUCAUUUGUAGAAAAAGAGGUUUGGUCAAUGAACAGAACUUUCACUCUUGGUGCGUUCUAAGAAACUCUGCUUUCCGAAGGAGAGAGUCAUUACUGUAUAAACUUUCUCAAAAAAGUUUUGUGAAAUAUGCUCUUGUGAACUUGCUGCUGGUGGUGAUCAAGUUAUAUCUACCGGUGAAUUAAAGUGAAGGUGCUGAACCUUGGAGUGUGAUCACACUGAAAAAUGAGUGGUUUCAACAAAUUUAUGCAGAUGUAUUUUCGGAGUUUUCAAUUGGUUACAACCAGUGCUCAGGAAAUAUCUUGAUAUUAUCGAAUGAAAUGUGGCUUGUUACAUGUUCAAUAUGUGGUACAGAAUAAAAUAGUUCUCGGAAAGAAUAUAAA